UACUUAUUCAGCUUCGGAGGCAACGAUUACUUUCGGUAUGACUCCAGCAACGCUGAUGCCACUCAUUCUGAAAGAGUAGUAUACAUGCGCAUGGUGGUAGCCAAUUUAACAAAUGGCUUCAAGGAAAUAUAUAAUAUGGGAGGAAGGAAAUUUGCGAUCCAGAGUGUUGGACCGUUAGGUUGCUUGCCCGUUAUAAAAGCAGUGCACACUGAUACAAAUGGCUCUUGUGUUGAAAAUUUCCUAACGCAUGCAAAUCAAAACAACAAAGCUUUAUCUAAUCAGCUCAGCAAGAUGGCCAAAGAAUUAUCUGGAUUCAAAUAUUCGAUCAUGGACUACUUCUUUAAUCUCCUUUACCGAAUUAAUAACCCUACAAAAUAUGGGUUCAAGGAAGGGAAAAUUGCAUGUUGUGGCAGUGGACCAUAUAAUGGACUGAACUGUGGAGGAGGUUCAUACAAGUUAUGCAGUAAUCCAAGUGACUAUCUGUUCUUUGAUGGCGGCCAUACAUCUCAGAAGGCAAAUCUUCAGAUUGCAGAGCUAAUAUGGAGUGGAGUACCAAAUGUUACUGGACCUUAUAAUGUUAAGCAACUAUUUGAGCUUCCUUGAUAAGAUUAUUUAGUGAAUAAAUUAUCAUAUUUUAAUAUGUUUUCUUUUAAAUAAUGUAUUUUUUGGAGCAAUAGAUAAUGUAGACUUAUUUUCAAUAA
This is a messenger RNA of Pistacia vera, 701 nucleotides long. RefSeq names its product GDSL esterase/lipase 1-like. Lineage: Eukaryota; Viridiplantae; Streptophyta; Magnoliopsida; Sapindales; Anacardiaceae. The record is from RefSeq and is a predicted model, not a curated record. The transcript is spliced from 4 exons. The coding region runs from base 85 to 603 and encodes 172 amino acids. Gene Ontology annotation, molecular function: hydrolase activity, acting on ester bonds.